AUGCAUGCAGACAGAACUACGGGUGUUGGUUGGUCCGUGCCUUUUGAAAACCCAAACACUUGUGCCUUAAAGGGAUCAUCAGUAAAGCUUGGGUGCUCGUACACCUACCCAGAUUCGGAAACUGUUAAAUCGAUUGCAUGGUUCAAAGGGGCAUCAAAAAAUGGCAGCUGGAAACGUGUUGCGCUCUCAGAACUUCCUUCAUAUCAGAAUCGUUCUGAAUAUAUUGGUGAUCUACAGCACAACUGCAGCCUGGCAAUUCAUGACCUGCAGAUUAACGACACUGGACAUUACUACUUCAAGUUUGAUACAGAGUUAUUUGGAAGGCGGAGUAAAACAUCAGUGCACCUGACUGUCACAGAGCUGAGUGCCAGAGUGCACCCUGACCCAGUGAGAGCAGGAGACAAAGUGACCCUUGAGUGCAGAACAUCCUGCCAACUUUCCAACAUAGUCUGGUUCAAAGAUGGGAGUCCAGUAACCAAACCAGAGUUUGAGGCUAAAGCAGAGGAUGCUGGCAAUUAUGUAUGUGCUUUUGAAGGACAGGAGUCAGUGAUGUCUGACCCUGUGUCUCUGGAUGUUCAGUAUCCCCCAAUGAAUGUAUCUGUUGAGAUGAGCUAUCCUGCGAACCUGACAGUAGGCACCAGUGUGGACCUGACUUGCCGCAGUGCUGCUAACCCUGCAGCAGACAGCUACACCUGGUACAGGGGUACUGCUUCCAGUUUCAGGUCCAUGCUGUAUGUGGGCUCAGGACAGGUGCUGUCUCUCCCCUCUGUGGAGGUGUCCUACACUGGACUCUACCUCUGCCAGGCCAGGAACACAGUGGGGGGAAACAACUCAACCGAGGUGCUGCUGCAUCCACUGUCAGAAGCAGUAAUAGUGGGAAAUACAGACAGUGAGCAUGCAGGUAUCCAUGUCAUUUCCCUUGUUAGUACAGUCUUAAUCACCGUGUUGCUACAAUUGUAAUGAUCUUGACAUGCAGGAAGAAAUGUAAUAAUGUUGUGGAUGAAAAGGAGAGCAGCAAUGAUUAUGAAUACAUCGUCAUGACCAAAAUCAAAAACAAAGUUACACAGAAGGAAAUGUCUGCAGAUUGCCUCCACCUGAGCCUGAUGACAUUUCAUUACACUCCGUACAUGACUUGAGAAUGCCUGUGGUUUGUUGCUGUUCGGAGCUCCACCAAAAACACAGUUGAACAGCAAGUUUGUCAGCAUGAAAAAUGCAGCAACACCCCUCACUGACUCCUGUCUGUGUAAACGUUCACUCCCUCUCCUGACACUGGAGACAGAAGGGUUAUGGUUUGUAACAUUAUCAAGAAACAUCACUCAUGUUUAUUUCAUCAAUUAAAUAAUCACAACCUUGCAAAUGUAACUACAUCAAGCUAUUUCCUCAUGAAAGUGUUGUUGCUGAUUAUGUGUCAGUGGAGUUGCUCAGUAUGGACAGGCUGUAUUCAGGAUCAUUGUGGUCAAACCAGGAUAUACUGCCCCCUUGUGUUUAAAAUACUCAUGUACAUUAUGUUCUUCCAAACUUAAUAAAUGUUGCAAAUGUUAUUAGCAUAGUACAGUAAGAAUUGAGGUUAAAGGUUUAAGAUUUUAUGAUAUUAAAACAACACCAACAGUACAGCUUUUAUAGAGUCAAUGCAUUUUUACGUUUGUUUCACACUGUUUACUGAUCAACGUAUGCCUCACACAGAUGACAGCACUCUGGUCAGUGUGGUAAUAAUCAGCGAUCGAUCACUAUUUAAUUAUCUUAUUGUGUACCUCGUGGUGAAAACUAGUGACACCUGUUAACACAUUUCACACCUGCACAAGAACAAGCAUUUCAAAUUUUCUGCUGUAAUACCUGUAUAGAUUAUGUUUUUGUAAGGCUUUCUUGUCAUGACCUCCUGAUUGACAACUUUUCUAAUUAUUUUUCAUCCUUUUAUUAAAGAAUGUGUUAUUAA
Epinephelus lanceolatus (giant grouper) is the source of this 1933-nucleotide messenger RNA. The record is from RefSeq and is a predicted model, not a curated record. Lineage: Eukaryota; Metazoa; Chordata; Actinopteri; Perciformes; Serranidae.